CAGAGGGACUUUCCACAACCUUCACCUUUCUGAGGAACCUGUCCACUGCUCCUUCCUCAUUUUACAGACGAUUUAUUAGUCUGACCAGUUGGACUUUUCUCCAGUUUGUUGCUGUGAAGAAGCUUCAGAGAUCACGAUGGACCAGGCUGACAGAGAAGACCCUCCCCAGGACGUAAGGAGUCAUGCAGGCAGUGAUGUGGGCCUUUUAAACCCUUCUGCACCCAGAAGGAGCUCCAACAGCCGGGCCUUUAAGAUUGCCGGCCUGACCACGCUGGCGUGUCUGCUGCUGGCCAGCCAGGUCUUCACUGCCUACAUGGUGUUCGGCCAGAAGCAGCAGAUCAACUCUCUGGAGAGGGACUCCGAGAAAAUGGCGAAGCAGCUGACCCGCUCCUCCCAAGCUGUGGGCUCAAUGAGGAUGCCCAUCAAGAACAUGCCUCUGAUGAUGGAUCUGACUCUGGAUGCCGACGACGACACAGCAGCGAAGACGCCCAUGACCAAACUUCAGGACACGACUAUUGUCAGUUUGGAGAAGCAGCUGACGGAUCUCCUGCAGGAUCCCCAACUGCCACAGUUCAAUGACACCUUCGGGCCCAACCUGCAGAGCCUGAAGGAGCAGAUGAAUGACAGCGAGUGGAAGGGCUUUGAGUCCUGGCUGCGUCACUGGCUCAUCUUCCAGUUGGCCCAGCAGAUGCCUGCAGCCCCCACCUCUCUGCCAGCUUCUAAGACCAAGAGCAAAUGCCAGUUGGAGGCGACACAUGGGAAGAUCGGUGCCUACAAGCCCAAGUGUGACCAGAGCGGCCGCUACCUGCCCAUGCAGUGCUGGUCCUCCAUUGGCUUCUGCUGGUGUGUGGAUGUCAACGGCACCCCCAUCCCGGGCACCAACAUCCGCGGACACCCCGACUGCCCAAAUGCUCUUCGCAGUAGUAAGUUCGCUCCCAUGAUGAUUCCUGAGGCCCUCAGCACUGAUGGUCAGUGAAACCAAUGAAGCAAAGUCCGCAGCAAAGGGUUUCUUCUCCUCACGCAAUCAUAACAGACACAGACACGACGGCUCGGCCGUUUAAAGCUGGAUCUGGCUCUGCUACGGACAGCAUAGUUUAAACACCUGAUCGCUUCUCCUUCCAUGUAAUCUCUGGGUUUCCUCUGCUUCUCCUUCUGCUUGAAAUUAAACCAAAGGCCUGCUGCUGUGUUAGGAUGUGAAACUUAGUUGAUUUUCUCUGAUUUAUUUUGGGGGUUUCUCAUUGACAAUUUAACUUAGGUAUUCAUAUAAUCUGUAGCAAAUAAAAGUACAUGUGUUUUGAAAAAUGUUUAAAUAGUCGGAUCACUCGGAUAAACCAAAAAAUAACACCUUCUCUCAAUGUCCUUUACCAUCGUCCAGUCAUUGAGGUCACUCUGGUUUAAGAUGUCUGCCUCUCACCACUUACAUAAUGUGUUUGUUUAAAGGAGCUUACAGUAAUAAAAAUUCACAUUAAAGAAAUAAGACUCAAUGUCCCCUGUUACUGUGAUUAUCUGUAGACUUCACAUGUGAAAGUUGUCACUGGCACCAAUUCCAAUUAAAGUAGUUUCAAUAAAACUGGCUGUAAUUGACUGAUCCAACCUGUUUAAUGAUGUUCACAUCAGAGUGUGGAUACCUGACCCGACGGGACGGGUGGAGUUAGGACAAAAAAACGUAGAUUGAUAUUUGGGUCACCUUGUGUUUGGACAGAAAAGAAACUGAAAGCCUUUCGGAUAGUGCACAUAUGAGACAUUGACCUUUAUAUGAAGAUGUGUGUGUUAAGAAUGCUGAAUAAAGUUCUCCUAAUUUCACUGUC
Pleuronectes platessa (European plaice) is the source of this 1808-nucleotide messenger RNA. RefSeq names its product CD74 molecule, major histocompatibility complex, class II invariant chain a (gene cd74a). Bases 137 to 976 code for a protein of 279 amino acids. Gene Ontology annotation, molecular function: MHC class II protein binding; macrophage migration inhibitory factor binding. Gene Ontology annotation, biological process: protein trimerization; antigen processing and presentation; intracellular protein transport. Gene Ontology annotation, cellular component: membrane. The transcript is spliced from 8 exons. NCBI's taxonomy places the organism in Eukaryota, Metazoa, Chordata, Actinopteri, Pleuronectiformes, Pleuronectidae. The record is from RefSeq and is a predicted model, not a curated record.